AAGCACAGGCCAUAGCCCAUAAGCAGUGAGACCCACCAGUGGUAGUUUCAGACUUUCAGUCGUCUCCGUUAUCUCAUGCUGUUUAUCCUCCGAUUCCCGCUACCCAUUCUGCGAUGAAGGGCGUUGGUUCGCACAGCAACGAUUGGGCAUACUAUCCCUCACCCUCUUCAAAUCUAUCUGCUUUUGCGGCCCCCUUUAGCGUCAAUCGAUUCUCCCCCAACGACGUCGUUUCGGCCCUGCCGUUUCCCGAUUCUGCUGAAUCCGCUCUUCAACCCCGAUCCUACGGCUACGAUUUCUUCUCCAACCCUAUCAGAGAAUUGGAUUCCGCGCCUCCUCCUUCAAAACCUUAUGGCUAUUCCGUUGUUGAUUCCUCUUCCAGUGUUCGAUUGCCUCAAUUUAAGUCUCUAGGUCUGGCUACUAUGGACUCAUUCUCUUAUGAUCAGUGUUCUUCCAAUAAUGGUGGAGAACCGAGCCAUGUUGAUUCUCAAUUUUACUAUUCUUCGUAUGUUCCAUCCCCAAUUCAUGAUCCAGCUCCUUCUGUUGUACCUAAUAAUUGGCCUGCGUUAUCAUCCGGGUUUGCUUCCUUGGAUGGCUCCACUAUUGGUGAUUUUGCUAAGAAUUCACCUGAAGUAGGGUUUAUUGGUCCAAGUGCUGGAUUGUGGAAUCAGUUUGCAGAGUUGAACCAUGGUAAGGGAAUGCAUGUGGGUGUUGGGACCAGUUUCUCCGCAAAUCAAACAAACGUUGCUGGUUCUGCUGUUGAAGAAAGGAUGAACCAAGGUUUUUUUUGGCCUUAUUUUGUUGGUGUUGUCCAAGUUGUUAUGCUCAUUGUAGUUGUGUUCUAUUGCUUACUUAAAUGGUUGUGUGAGAAACUUUUUGCAGGAUAAGAACGAAAUUAACGUUCCGAAUUUCAAAUGAAGAUUUUUUUUCCCUCAAUGUUUGAAAUUUGUGUGGUGCCCUGUGAGGAAUUAUUUGUUUUAAUGCAGGAUGUCAUGAUUAUCGUG
Arachis duranensis is the source of this 1001-nucleotide messenger RNA. RefSeq lists its product as uncharacterized. The record is from RefSeq and is a predicted model, not a curated record. The transcript is spliced from 2 exons. Lineage: Eukaryota; Viridiplantae; Streptophyta; Magnoliopsida; Fabales; Fabaceae. Bases 114 to 884 code for a protein of 256 amino acids.